AUGGCCGCGGGGGCGCCCGGGCAGCGGCUGCGCGAGGAGGCGCGGUGCCCCGUGUGCCUGGACUUCCUGCGGGACCCGGUCAGCGUCGACUGCGGCCACAGCUUCUGCCUCGCCUGCGUCUCGGAGCUGUGCGCCAGGGCGGAGGGCGCGCGGGGCGGCGUCCACGCGUGCCCGCAGUGCCGGGCGCCCUUCCGGCCCGCGGGGUUCCGGCCCAACCCGCAGCUGGGCAGCCUGGUGGAUAGCGUGCGGCGGCUGGGGCUGGGCGCGGGGCCCGCGGGGGCGCGCCGGUGCGCGCGGCACGGCGAGGACCUGAGCCGCUUCUGCGAGGACGACCAGGCGGCGCUGUGCUGGGUCUGCGACGCCUCGCCGGAGCACAGGAGCCACCGCACGGCGCCGCUGCAGGAGGCCGCCCGGGGCCACCAGGCAAAGCUCCAGAUGGCUCUGGAACUUGUGAGAAAAGAACUAGAAGAGGCUUUGACUCAGGAGGCCAGUGUGAGGAAGCAGACUGUCAUUUGGAAGGAGAUGGUGGAAAUGCAGAGGCGGCGCUUCCGGUCGGAGUUUGAGAAGCACCGCGGCUUUCUGGUGGAGGAGCAGCUGCAGCUGCGGGGGCUGGCGGAGGAGGAGCGGGCCGCCCUGCGGCGGCUGCGCGAGGGCAGGCGCCGGCUGAGCCCGCGCUGCAAGGCCCUGCGGCGGCGGGCGGAGGAGCUGGAGGACCGGUGCCGGCGCCCAGCCCUGGGUCCGCUGGAGGGUGUGAGAGGAGCCUUGGACAGGAGUAAGGCUGUCACGCGGCUGGAACCAGAGACCAUCCCCCUGGAGCUGAAGACAGCAUGCCGCAUCCCCGGGAUGAGGGACAUGUUGAAGAAGUUCCAAGUCGAUGUCCAGCUGGACCCUGCCACGGCGCAUCCCGUCCUCCUCUUGACUGCCGACCUGCGCAGCGUGCAGGAAGGGGAGCUCUGGAGGGGUGUCCCCCACAACCCCGAGCGGUUUGACACGUGGCCCUGCGUCCUGGGCCUGCAGAGCUUCUUGGGGAGGCACUACUGGGAGGUGGCUGUGGGAGAAGGAGCCGGGUGGGGUCUGGGUGUCUGUCAAGACUCGCUGCCGAGGAAGGGGGAAGCCGCGCCGUCCCCCGAGAACGGGGUCUGGGCCCUGUGGCUGCUGGAGGGCAGCGAGUACCUGGUCCUCGCCUCCCCGCCCGUGCCUCCUCUCCGGCUGGAGCCGCCUCGCCGCGUCGGGGUUUUCUUGGACUAUGAAGCCGGGGAAACCUCAUUUUACAAUGUCACGAGUGGCUCUUACAUCUACACAUUCAACCCGCUGUUUUCUGGUUUUCUCCGGCCUUAUUUUUUCAUCUGUGACAUGAAUCCUCUGAUCUUGCCACCUGUGACAGAAGCAGCGUCAGGAAAUUGGGCAUCCUCCAGUCAUCCGGACGCUGCUCCUCCUGUUGGAGAUGACCAUCCCUGAAAUUCUGCCCCGAGGCACAGGCCUGGCCCGGCAGAGGUUCCUGAAGCGGAGGGAAAGCCAUGAGCACCGGUACCAGCAGCUGCCCUGCGGGGCUGUCCCGGCACGGAGAGAAGCUGGGGCAGUUGCGGUGGAGGGCUGAGCGGCUGCGUUUCAGGAAGGGCCCAUCUCGUCUGUCUGCAGGUGACCCCACAUGCUUUCUUGAUGGCUCUUCCUUCAAAUCAGCGACCUCGUAUGACACACAGGUUUCUGUGCCUUCAUCACGCUUUCUCAUGCCUCCCGAUAGCUGUUUUCACCCCUGAUCUUCCGUGUGUUAAGUAUCAGAAAUGGCGGUUCUUACCUGGGCUCAGAAUGGGCUGAUGUCACUCCAGCGUCAGGCCCACAGUUCUGUUUCUCCUUUUCCUUAUUUUCCUUCUCUUCUCAGUUUCUCCCUCCUCUGUCUCUGUCUCUGUUUCUGUUUGUCUCUAUCUUUCUUGUUGUGAUUUUUACUUCUUAUUAUUUAACCUGUCCUUUCCUUCUAAACUAAAAUAUUGGGAGCCAUUCCUUUACACGUUCAUCAUUGCUGUGACUAUUUACUUUCUAAAUUCUCUUUAUUCUGGGAAGACUUUUUGAGGAUUAGGAAAUUUAUUCCUCUGAAUCUAAUAUCAGGGAUUUCUAGUCUUUUUCAUUUAUCUUUGGCUACGUUAUUUUUAUUGCAGGGAUAUCUCAGAAUUUUGAUUUAACUAGUCCUUUGACCUGGAUAGUUAUUAGUUUAAGACCUCAAACACAUAACACCUGUCUCUCUCUCAGUCUCGGCUGCUUUUCCCAGUCCCUGUGUGUGGAACAGUGGCACUGGCCAUGGUAAAUAUUUAAGGGUGUAAUUGAUAUUGUUGGUUUAAAUUCAACUUUUCUAUUUAAAUGCAAUAUAAAUGUGAUGAUGAGGAGGAUGAAAUCAUAAUAAUAUUUAACUUAUUUCUAAAGUGUAUUCUGUACCUUUCUUGCCAAAAUUCUUAAAAACCAUUGAAGGCUAACUUUUCUGCCGUCAUUUCUGUAUCUGUAUCUAAUAAAUAAUUGCAAAACAAAUGUUAAAAUGCUUCAAUGCCAAAUGCUUCAAUGAUAGCCAAAUACGAAUUAAUGGCAAAUUGCUUGACAUUAUCCUGAUAAUGAUCUGCCGGUGUUUUAAUCCUCUUCUUUAACUUCUGACUGACAUCUUUUGGGUACCUUCCAAUCAUAUUAUUAAGGUAGCUUUCUUUGAAGAUUUUCCAGUUGUCUGAUCAUAAGCAAACACUUGCCCUCUCUGUCAGUCACUUUCAAUCAGAGGCGAUAACACACCCUUUCAACCCUCAGGUGCUAUUUUACCGAGCGCACGUGCCCCGGGCCUCUCUGAUGCCUGCUCUGGGCGGGCACAGGGGCUUCAGCUCAGCAGUGGAGCCCCUUCCCCAAGGGGAUCCAGAGGGACUGAGUCCCUGGUUUGGGAUCCCUCAUUCCAUGGGGUCCAGCCGUUCCCUGGGACAAGGAAGCUGGGUGGGAAGGAGAGUCCUACCCGGGCCUUUUACUUUCUUCCUAGGAUGAGAAGAGAGUCCCAGGGAUACCCCAUCCCUACCGUGUAACCGACAUUCCGAUCUCCACCAUCUUCCUUCCAUCUUGUCAUCUCACUGUGGUUUUAUUGCGCUUUAUGUCAAUCAUUAAACUGACGUCUGCCUUCAUCCCUCACAUUGUAAGCUUCAUAAAGCUCUGUGCGUCUCCUGCGAUGACCCCCUCUCCUUCCUUUCCAAUCCCCACUACUCCCUCUGGAAUUCUGCUUCAUUACCUGCAAACUACUCUGAAUCCAUACUAUUUCCUGACCUUCCCCAUCCUUUCCUUUCUCCUGAAUGCUAGUCUUUUAUAUUCAACUGUCCUCUUGAAAUCAAAAGAGACGCUGAACCCCAUGUGCCUAUAACUUAGCCCUGAUUUUCUCCCCAAGUCCCGCCUCAACAAGAGCCGCUGAAUCGCAGGCCUCUCCGUCUCCGUGGGUGGCAGCGGCUCGCUAGCCAGCGCUCGGGCCGACGUCGGCCGACUCCUUUCUGGACUUCACAGCUCGCACAGCAAACCCGCUGGGCCUCCUCCCGACGUUUCCAGGGUCGGCCAGCCCUGACCACGCUGCUGCCAGGACCACGGUCUGAACCUCGUCCUCCCGCUGGACAGGACACUCACUUCCUGACGGUGGUCCGGCCCGGCUCCAGCCCUCCCGCGUCCCUCCCGGCGCAGCGCCCGGUGACCCUUCAGCGCCCAGGACAGUGACACCUCAGCGACCUCCUGCUCAACUUACAGUCGGGAUCUGCACAGUGAGCCCUCAGACCCCGGAGGCCUGAACCUCGGUCCUUUCUCUGCUCCUCUCCUCCUCUGACUUCCCUGUUCCUUCUGCGUCCGCCGCCCUGGCCUCUGGGCAGGCGCCUCCAGCAGAGGCUUCCCCGCCCGCCGCUUCUGCUGGAAAUGGCCUCGGCCCUGGUGCCCUGGCCGCCUUCCCGCUCCUCCCUGUGUCUGCUGCAGCCCAGCUCCGGGCGGCAGCACGCAGCCCGGCCGGGCCAGAGCACCUCGCCCGCCCCCUGGGGAGAGGAGGCCGUCUUCUCACGAGGCGCGGGCCGACUUCUGAUGGGUUGUGGUGUCCACGUGUCUGUGAGGGCUGCUUUUAUUUAUUCAGUUUUUCCUUUUAAUGGUGGAAUGUAAACCACAUGAGGAGAGGGAUUGUUGUCGAUUGACAAUGGCGUGUUCAUCGACGCAUCCCAAGCACCAAAGCGAGGGUUUGUGUGUGGUUAUCGCUCAAUGCAUAUUUGUUGAAUGAACAGAUGACUAUUUGGAGAACAGAAUUAAAUGAUGGACCCGAAAGUGUUUUGUGACAUUAAUAUACUGUAGUGAUAAAAUAGUAGUAAUUUUAUUAUAAUUAUUUAUAACUAGACAACUACUGGCCAGUAAAGUUUAAUGCCAAGUGCUGAGUGCGUAAAAUUGAUUUGGGGGUACAGAGGAAAUUGGAACAGCAUUUCCAAUUUCUGCGCUUGGUUUGCGCAGGUGAUGGUUUCUAUGGGCGUGGUGACUUGCCGUGUCCAGGCGCCGUCCCGUUGAGUGCCUGGUUUUGAUUCCCUAUGGCAUCACGGUGACGCCUUUGAAUCAUGCCUUGUCUCAGACUCACGCCGCAAGUCAUGUCUCCAUGUUGUACUCACUAGGAAUGUGGGGAACUUUAUACAUCAACUUACAUGGACUGAAUCCUUUUUUUCAAAAAAAUUGACUUUCUCACUCUGCAGCCAGGCUGGAGUGCAUGAUCAGAACUCACUGCACCUUCGAACUACUGGGCUCAAGGGAUCCUCCCACUUCAGCCUCCCGAGUGGCUGGGGUCACGGGUGUGCACCGCACACCUGGCGGACUUCGCGUGUUUCACGUGCCUCUGUUCACCCGAACUGUCCAGUUGAGCUGCUCCCUCUACAAGUGGAUGUCCGGGGGCUUCUGUGCUCCCCGUCACUUCCCCAUUACUGUGCGUCUCUCCGUUAUUGGACACUGGAAUUUUUUCUAGCUCAGAUAAUCGAGUUUUUCUUUCCUUACGUAGCCUUAAGCACUGCUCUGAUAACUACUAAUGAAAUUCUUUUCUUCCCUCUAAGGCAUAUUUUAAAAAUCAGCCCCCGUAAUUAAAUUCUACAUUUUUCUAAGCCAUAACCUCCAGAACUGUCUGUCUGGAUCUGUGUCUAUAUAUCCUGAAGACUGGAUGAUUUUUUCAAUAACCAGUUUGAUCGUUCCUUUGCUCUCACACCCCUACCCCUGAUCAGGUGACUGUUUUAUCAACUGAAGUAAAUAAGUAAACUCAUUUUUUUUCUAGCAUGUUGGGAAGGCCCCAAAGGAGGAGAACUGGGAGGGGUGGCAUGUGGAGUUGGUCCUGAGUGGGAAGUAAACAGCCUCAUUAGCCAGCAAAGGACUGGAACGAAUUUAGAGUGAUGAUUUCGACUCCUGGCAUCCCACGGGCGGAGAAAGUGGAAGCACUGGGGCUUAUUAAACCCGCCUGCUCCCCAAGCACCCACCCUCAACGCCUGCUUCUGGUGGCUCCUGGGGCGCCCUGUGGCUCUGCUCUCUGGCACACAGGAGUGGGGUGCGGUCUGCGUAUGUGCAGCACACAUGUUCUACACAUCUGCGGACUCUACACGUUCCCUUGUAUGGAACGUUCUCUUCACUCUCCCAUUCUAUGACUACAUGUACUCAAAAGUACCCAAACAGUCAUCUUGAUAAAUUUCUUAGUCAAUCGACCCAAACAAAGUAGUCUGGUUUUUGUAUGACACUCCCUGCCUGAUGUUAGGGACCCAAUUUCUAUUUAUUCAUUUCUUUCUUUCUUUAUUUUUAAAAGUUUUCAGCCUUGUGAUGUCAUUUUUGCCUUUACAAGAACAUUGAAAACAUGGUUACGUACACAUAAUCUCAUUAAUCUAAGUAAUGAUACCUGCUGGAUUUCCUUACACUUAGUUUUUGGUUUUAAAGCAUAAACCAUGUAUGCCAACUCUUCAUUUCAAAUCAAAAGAUAAAAAUACCUAAAACAAAUGCGUUACCCUGUUAGCUCCUUAACUCAGUAAUAAACUUCAUAUUAAUUAGUACACCUAUGGAUUUAUUCCACUAUUUAGGACAAAGGGUUCUUCUCUAUAUACACAAAAUUAUUAGUGCAAAGAGAGUGUCACAAUAUUUUUGCCUUAUUUUCAAUAGAUAUAAGAAGAAAAAAAAAAACAAAAUGCAUGAUUCCUUUCUAGGUAGGAUGGGAUGGAUUAGACCUCAGCUAUUUUGUUUUUUGUUUUUUGGGUUUUUUUUAGCCACAUCAUGAUUCCCGGGAACAGGGGAGGGAAGCAAAUGGCCAGUUAGUAUUUAUGCCUUUAGAAAAACAAUGGAUUAAGUCUCCCAAUUUUGCUUACAUGAGAUAGUACAUUGUUUUCAUAUCAAGGGAUACAUUCUCAUGGUCCUCAUUUUCUGUCCGGACCCCACGGGAGAUUGGAGAAGUUGAUGUGAUACACACCUACAACAUGCCCCUGUGUAUGUGCUAAUGAUCCCUGUGGGCUUGAAGUUUCCCCAGUGCUGGGGGCGUGAACCCGACCACCUUCAAGGUCCUGCUCCAGUCUUUCCCCAAGAGAGCUGCAUAAUUCUGCAAUUGCAGCGAACCCUUCUGCACAAAUAUCAUAGUCUCUUGGAUGUAUAGAGGAACGGGUCAAGGCUGAGACACCUUCCGUUUUGCCCACAUCUGGAAUUGCACCUGGCCACACCACCUGUGUACACACAGAGGGUAGAAAGCGUUGCAUGAUCUGACGGAGGUCCUCUCGCUAGCGCUGUGCCCUCUGCAUUCUGACUUUCAGUGUUACCUGGCAGCAUAGGAAUACAGAUGGUGAGUAGAUUUCUGGAUGCAGGAGCUCAACUCAGAAACCUGUACUUCUCAGUUGGUUUGUUACAUAAAAAGCCACGGGGAGGGCCUGAAGGGAUAGAAAAGGAGAAAGUGAAGAAUGUCCUCCUUGCUCUUGGAAAGCUUAUAGAUGAGGACAGACACACCAAGACACAAAAGUACACAAACAACACAUACAUCACAACUCAUUAUUUAAUUAUAACAAAGCAAUACACUUACCAAUGCAAAGUUAUUUGUAAAGGAUGGAAUAUAAAUAUGCUGAGAAGACAAUAUAUGAAGAGACAUAAAAUAAAGGGUUUUGGGUUUUUUUUUUAUGUUGGGAUUCGAGUUUAUCUUUUAAAAAUGAUUUUUCGGGCAGAAGUAAGGAAAUGAGAUCUGAGAUGUGAGUUUUAUUUUGACAAAAUAAAAAGAGCAAUGAAAAGAGUAUUGUCAGCCUGUUGGUGGGGGGCGCAGAGCCCACAGGCUUGUGUGUGGGGCGAUCUAGGUCUGUGCCCUGCUCUGAAAACCUAGAUUCCAUUUCCUACUACUGCACAACGCUGCUAGUGUAGCCACGCUUUCAUGUGUUUAAAGCUCUUUACUUUUCAAGAUUAAAAAUUAUUUUUAAUUUUUUAAAUUAAAAAAGCAAACUAAUUUAACUUUUUAACUUAAAAAAUUAAAAAUAAACUAAAAUAUUUAACCACAUGCCUGUCCCCAUCCUUCAGGAACUGAGAAAACGUACACGUGGUUGACUGGUGGUUUGUGCGUGACCAUCUCUGAGAUGGACCAGUGCAGAGGGGCGUGGCUGCUCAGCUGUUUGAUCAGCACCUGUAAGGAGAGAGAAAUCUUGCCUUGUGAUACACUGGGCACACGCACGCCCAGACAUACACGUUAAACAACCAUUUUACAGAGCGACAGUGCCUUCAUGCCGCUGGGCUGCUCCCCUACUUCAAUCCCAGCAACACCGUAUCUGAAAAAUCACAUGUCUUCAGAGAUUGGAUUCACUUCUUGAUCUCUCUGUGGGUCACUAUUCACAUUUGUGGGGAGAAUCAGGGGUCUGCAGCGUAGUGAGUGACACUGCCUUUCAGGGUUUCCAGCUUCGAGUCUCGCAGAGGAGACUUCCUGGCAGCAGGGAGGGCUCGAAUGGCCGCAUUAAUCGGUGAACUAAGAAUCACUCGUGCCCCGAGCUGAGCUCUGCUCUGGGCCAAGGUAUGAAAGGCAAAAGGGUGAAAUGUCACCCGUCUCUCCCUUCACCAGGAGAGCCACUUGGCAGAGUAGUGACAAAUUCAUAGCAAAUACAGAAUAAACUGCUGUGUCCAAGAAAUGGUACAUAAUUAGUUUAAAAAUGACAAAAUUUACAGUGGCUAUGGAAGGUCCGUAUAGGAUGUAAAUCCUGGGGAUGCAAAGAGAGCUGUAAAUAUUGGCCGUCGUGCCAACAAGGAGCUCUGCGCAGAGGGAAGAAAGCUAACCACGUUCUUCCCAAAGUUUGAAUUCGGGGAAGAAAGUAUUUGCUCCUUCCCAGAACCUUCCAGAAAGUGAAGUGGCCACGCGUCCCUGCAGGACCCCUUUCUUCCAUGGGGAGGCGCGUCCGCAGGCAGCAGGCUCAGGACACUCCCUUCCAGAGCUGCGGCGAGGCCAGUGCCCAGCGUGUACUUAUUUGCUUGUUUUGAGGGGAGGGAGAGAGACGAAGUCUGUGUCCAGUUUUUAAAAACAGCAUCUUAGCUCAGUGGCCUCAGGUGUGAGCGAGGGCACUCGUGCAGCCGGGAGCUGAGACACAGACAGGCCUCUGGGCAGCCAGUGUGCACACGUUAGUUGGCGCCGGAACCAGCGGGCGCCCUCUCUUGUUUGAGGGGAGAAAUGAGGCAGCAUUUCGGUUAGAACUGACAAGAUGUGAGGCAUUGGCAUUAACGUUCCCUUUCUGUUGUUGAGAGCUUACCUCCACAUCACAAUUGAGAAAACAGGAAGAUUUAGAAGAUCUGAACUCAAGUUAUCACGAAAACCAAUCAAUCUCAUGUCCUUUCACCAUAUUUGACCUUAUUUUCAGCUCCUUGUUCUUACCUUAAUCUUAUUUCAUAGGAUUCACAAUUUUAGGACCAUGAAAUUAUGUAGCACUUUGUUAUAAAAUAUCAUGUUUUUGUGGCGAUUGAAAAUUUGUCUUUUUUUGUUUCUACUUUCCUGCUUUUCUUCCUACUUUUUCGUUUUUUCAGUUUGUUAAUAUUUAGAACAACAAAAUACUAAGAGAAAUGGGACAGUGAUCUCUGAAAAGGAGAAUGGCAAACUUAAAAAAAGAUAUAUUAACACAUUUUUAAAAAUUCAAUGAUUUGUAGGAAAAUUUCCUAAUAUCCUGUUAUUUUAUAAGCAUCUGUAUAUGCGCAUUAACAGAAAAAAACCCAAACUCUGUAGCAUAAAGAGGUUUAUUCUGAGCUGAAUAUGGGUGACUGAGGCCCAGGGUCUGUGCCCAAGAAGUCUGGAGGAGGUGGUUGGGUUACGGUUAAGUUUUAUGCAUUUUAGGGAGAUAGGGAUUCUAGGUAAAAUCGUGAAUUGGUACAUGGAAGGUGCAUAUUGGUUUGGCCUGAGCAGGCGGGACAUCUGGAAGUGGGGUAUUACGGGUUACAGGCAGCUUCAAACACUCUUUGAUUUGUAGUUGGUUAAGGAAAGGAAGCUUUGUCCAAAGGCUUGGGAAGUGUUCAGUUAAAAUAAGGAAGGCUGCAGAUGCACAAGCCACACUGUGGGGACCCAAGUGGUCCUGCUAAGCGCUCGGAUGGCCUGCGGGUGAUUGGGCCUUUGCCCUGCUCAGCCUUAGGGCCUGUGAGCCAGGCAGCACCUCCUAGUCACAAAGAGGCUGUUUGUCAGCCUUACGGUCUCUGCCUUCACAUCAGUGCGGUCAACUGUGUGUAAAAACUCCAGAAGGGAGGGGGUGUACAGAGGCGUGUCCGACCCUGCCCCUCCGGCCAGGAGCUCAGCCUUAGGGUUUCUCCAGGUCCCCUUGGCCACCAGGGCUCUGUUGAGUUGACAGGGGGCUUAGGAGUUUAUCUUAGUUCACAUAUGGAUUUUUUUAAUUUCAAAAUAAUCCAUGAUUAUUGGUUAUCGUGUCAUGAAAAACGGAUCAUGUAAAAACGAAAGUCUCCCUUAUCCUGCAUUUCACUCUCCAGAAGUGAGUCCUUUUAACAAUUCAGUGCAUCCGUCCAGACAUGGGCCACGAUUUAACAUAAAUGCAUCCACGCGUUGCUUUGUGGUGGCGACAUGUUCUGAGAAACACGUUGCCGGGCCAUCUCGUCGUCCUGGGAGCCUCCUGGGCCGCCGACUGCGCGUGGCCGUGGGCGUGGCCCGCGUCUCCUGGCCAGGCCUGCAGGCGGCGCUGCGCUGGGUGCCGGGCAGCGCUGACAGGCGGUGAGCCCGCUCUGAGCACCGCGCGGAGGGGCGCGGUGAAGGCGCAGCGGGAGCGUCAGAGCCUGGCGCGCCUGCGCAGGAGCAGGCGUGUGCUGCCGAUGGGCUUGCGGGCGGGGGUGCUGAGCGGAUGUGAAGGUCAUCACUAGGACAUCGCUUCGCUCCUGUAGACUUUAUAGACACUGUGAGCUUAGCCCACAAUAAAUUUAUGAAAAUAUUGUUUCCUUCUCUCAGUAAUGACCUUAACUUACUGUAAUUUUUUAGUUUGUAAAGCUAAUAUUUUUUUACCUUUUUGAGCUUUUGGUAAUAGCACUUAGCUUA
This is a messenger RNA of Microcebus murinus (gray mouse lemur), 10510 nucleotides long. NCBI's taxonomy places the organism in Eukaryota, Metazoa, Chordata, Mammalia, Primates, Cheirogaleidae. The record is from RefSeq and is a predicted model, not a curated record.